AUGUCCCGCCAGGUCAGACCGGUCCCGAAGUCUGUCCGAGCGGAUCGGUUCAGACAGCACAGCGGACAUUCAUUCGCCAGGUCACCGACACAACGUGAUGGUGCCGCGCGAACACACUGUAAGGCACAGCAACACACGGAAGAGACCUGGUUUGGGGAGGAUUGGGUCGAGGAGGCGAGAAGAAGGCCGGAGGACUGUUCCAGCGAUAAUCCUAAGCCGGCAAACAACUUUGUCAAACAAGUUUGGCUGCUUACGGAAGCAGUGGCCAGCGGGCUAGCGUCGGCGCCCGCCAGCCAACCAGACGGCGCGGUGGCGGCGCGGAGCCCUAAGGAACUUAACUCGCUUCGUCAACUCCGUUUCUCCCGCCGGUCUCGCCGCGCAUCGACCAGCCUGCUCCGUUUCGAUCCUGUUCCAGUGAUUGCUCUGCUUGCCACCCAUGGAUGUUCCCCUGCCGGCUCCCGACCGUACACUUUGACCUUUCUGCCUGGCUCCGACAUGGAGGACAACGCGGAGCUCGAGUCCUUUCGACGCCAAUGGCGUGAAGAAGUCUCGCGACGCACGAAGGCCGCGUCAACCUCGCAGCCGCCAUCGCAGCCGUCCGUCGCGUCCUCCGCCGAGCAGGAGCGCGUCCCGCCCACCCGCCACGAGGCUGCAAACCGGAAGGAAGACGCCUACGAGGAGGAUUUCGCGCAUCACGGCUAUGGAGAGUUUGUCCAACAGGUCGAGCAGCUGACCCUGCAGACGGUGGAUGACGAUACGUUUCAACGUGCUCCGCAGAGGGAGCCGCGUUCGGCGCUGGAGCACUUUGAAAAAGCAGUGCAGAAAGAGGCGGAGGGCAAUUUGGGCGACAGUUUGAACCACUAUCGAAAGGCAUACAGGCUCGAUUCUAGCGUCGAUCAAGCAUACCGCAAGAAACACUUUGCCUCGUCCAAGCCGCCGCCGUCCAAAGACGCGAACCUCUCCGCUGCCAAAGACACCACCGGUGCACAGGAAGAAAGCAAGCCGCUGUCUACGCCAGAGCUUAUUCUCUCCUUUGCCAAUUUGCCGAUUCCGCAGGCUGAACCCCUGAUCGAGAACACACCCCCACCGCCAUGUCCUAUCGCCAAGGUUCCGUCGGACGUCCUCGUCGAAAUCUUGAAACACGUAGCUCUGAUGGAUCCCGCCUCGUUCUGUCGCAUGGCUCUGGUGUGUAAACGUCUUGCAUACCACUUUGCCCACGAACAGCAUAUCUGGAAGAGCUUGUGCCAGACACGCAAGUUUGGAUUUGAGGGCAUGCACUACUCGUUUUGCUGCGACGUGGCCGGGAACCGCCUCCAUACGCUGGGUCCACGCUACACGCCAUUUCCUCGUGGGGUCCCGGUACAGAUCCCCAAGCCGCUGUCCACCUGGAGUGAGGUCUUCCAGAUUUUUCCCCGGAUCCGAUUCACGGGCAUUUACAUCAGCACGGUAAACUACACGCGGCCUGGAGCGGCGUCUUCGUACGAUAAUGUCACCUGGAAUUCCCCCAUCCACAUUGUGACCUACUAUCGUUAUCUUCGCUUUUACCCAGAUGGGUCGGUCAUUUCGUUGCUCACCACGACGGAGCCGACGGAGGUGGUCCCGUAUAUCAGCAAGGAGAAUGUGGCCGCUGCCAGAGCGGCAGCUCAGGGCCAUCAUCAACAUCAACGUCAGAAGUCCGACUCCGGUUCCGCAGGAGCAGUGGUGCCGGCGAACACAGUUCCUCCGACCGCCAUGGCAACCUUGAAGCAUGCUUUACGGGGUCGUUGGCAUCUCACUCGUCCCCCACCGGCGAAUCCCGAAGAGCAGCAGAUCGUACCAGAGCAGCCUCCUUCGGGCUCGGGCCCUCCGUCCAUGAAAUCCGACACGACCUCAGGGCCGGAUCCCCGAGAUCUCGUGGUUGAGACGGAAGGCGUCGAUCCCAAAUACACGUAUACCCUUCACCUCUCUCUUCGUUCCUCUAACCCUGCCCGGCAUGCCGGGUCCGACAAGCCACCGCCCAAUGUGUCCAAAAACACCAGACUGAUCUGGAAGGGUUUCUGGAGUUACAACAAGCUGACCGAUGACUGGGCGGAAUUUGGCCUGCGAAAUGACCGUGCUUUUGUCUUCCGGCGGGUGAGAGGAUGGGGGAUGGACUGA
This is a messenger RNA of Rasamsonia emersonii CBS 393.64, 2136 nucleotides long. Its product is annotated as F-box protein (Pof7). Gene Ontology annotation, biological process: SCF-dependent proteasomal ubiquitin-dependent protein catabolic process. Gene Ontology annotation, molecular function: protein binding. NCBI's taxonomy places the organism in Eukaryota, Fungi, Ascomycota, Eurotiomycetes, Eurotiales, Trichocomaceae. Gene Ontology annotation, cellular component: SCF ubiquitin ligase complex. The transcript is spliced from 3 exons. Bases 1 to 2136 code for a protein of 711 amino acids. The record is from RefSeq and is a predicted model, not a curated record.